AUUGGAAAGACGUUCACGGUGUUGCAGUUCUUUGUACCGUUACGUGGUCUUACCCAGCAAGAGAGGCACCCAUUUUCAUUAUACACUGGCCAGCUUGUGGUGGAUACAGAUGCAUUAUAUGGCUGGUUUUUUGCUACUAUCUUUUCACUGCAUCUCUUCAUUUGGGGCAACACUGUAUCAUGACUUCCACACAGUUUACCAUUACCCUAGAGCAAUUCCUUCAGUUUCAUGCAAUUGACAGGGAGCUGUACAAAAUUCUUGUAAGUGAUGUUUGGCGUGACCCUUUAGAGUCAAUGCAGAUUAUGGCCUUUUGGCUUUCGUUGGAGCGAAUGGGCUCUAAAAAUGUCAUAAAGAAAAUAUUGUCCCUGCCCCAUAUUUUGAUAAAUGAACUUGCAGAUGAAGCAGGUACAUGCCUCAACUGCAUUAACAAUGACCAAUUUCUGUUCUCAUCCGAACCCUGUGAUAUUCCUUUGACUCAAUGCGUGACGGAAAAUGAGGUGUGUCUUCAAUUUUUCCAUGAAAAUCGAGUCGCUAUAAAUCGUGGGGUCAACAAGGUCUUAACUCAGGUUUGUUAUAGGGCUUUAACUGACAUUAUGCAGAAAGCCAUUCAGAGAAAUGCCGCCCUAAGCUUAGCAGAAAGUCAGAUGCCUAUUUCAAGUCCUCCUUGUCAUCAGUCUUUUGUGCAACCAGGCAUUUCUCACUCGGUAGUUGGAGGAAGUAGUGGUUCGUUCCAGGGGUGGACCCAAGCAAAUGUGGUGCCACAAGAUGACAGGACCAUGUUUGUCACAUUCUCUAAGGGCUACCCUGUUUCUGAAUGGGAAGUCAGGGAGUUCUUCACCCUGGCUUAUGGGGAUUGCAUUGAGUCCGUGCUUAUGCAGGAUGUUCCGGCUAAUGAGCAGGCGCUGUUUGCUCGGAUUGUGUUCCACAUGCCGUCAACCAUUGAAAUCGUUCUGAAUGGUCUGGACAAAGCUAAGUUUACCAUCAAUGGGAAGCAUGUGUGGGUGCGCAAGUAUGUCCCAAAACGUCCAAGAUCAGCAGCACUGUCACCGAUGUUUCCGCAGAAUCUGCCAGGCACCGUGUAGUCCAUUGUCCUGUAUUGCAUGCGUGUAUAACUCCUGUCUGUUUUGUAAAAGUAGCUAGUCUUGUGUGCAUGAGAGUUGCUUGUUGGACUUUGUUUAGUAAAUCAAAGUGGAAUUAUGGUAAUCAUGUAAUACUUAUCCAAUGGAACUCAGUGGAACUUUUGUUGAAUGUCCUGGAACUUACAUUGCCAACCAACUUUUGUCUUUUGUCU
This is a messenger RNA of Cornus florida, 1291 nucleotides long. RefSeq lists its product as uncharacterized. The transcript has 3 exons. NCBI's taxonomy places the organism in Eukaryota, Viridiplantae, Streptophyta, Magnoliopsida, Cornales, Cornaceae. The record is from RefSeq and is a predicted model, not a curated record. The coding region runs from base 180 to 1082 and encodes 300 amino acids.